GACGCUGUGUCUGUUGGUGAGAGCAGCGACACUCCGCGGUCCUCGUUUAAUUCCGUGCCCGAGCAUUUUGUCAAUUUCAUCGAAAUGGAUCCAGUAAAAAUGUCUAUGCAGCCGCAUAGCAGGAAACGCGUCUGUUACUAUUACGAUAGUGAUAUUGGAAAUUACUAUUAUGGCCAAGGACAUCCUAUGAAGCCACAUCGCAUAAGGAUGACGCAUAAUUUACUUUUGAACUACGGACUUUACAGGAAGAUGGAAAUAUAUCGGCCUCAUAAAGCCACGGCAGACGAGAUGACGAAAUUUCAUAGUGACGAGUAUAUUAGAUUUCUGAGGUCCAUAAGGCCAGAUAAUAUGUCGGAAUAUAACAAGCAAAUGCAACGAUUUAAUGUGGGAGAAGACUGCCCCGUUUUCGACGGCUUGUAUGAGUUUUGUCAGUUAUCAGCCGGUGGAUCUGUAGCUGCUGCUGUAAAACUUAAUAAGCAAGCUUCUGAAAUCUGCAUUAAUUGGGGCGGCGGUUUACAUCACGCAAAAAAGAGUGAAGCUUCUGGCUUUUGUUAUGUAAAUGACAUUGUGCUUGGAAUAUUGGAAUUGCUGAAGUAUCAUCAGAGAGUCUUGUAUAUCGAUAUUGAUGUUCAUCAUGGCGACGGCGUAGAAGAAGCUUUUUAUACAACGGAUAGAGUAAUGACUGUUUCGUUCCACAAGUACGGCGAAUAUUUUCCUGGAACAGGAGACCUUCGUGAUAUUGGGGCAGGCAAGGGAAAAUAUUACGCGGUUAAUAUACCUUUGAGAGAUGGUAUGGACGACGAUAGUUAUGAGUCAAUCUUUGUCCCUAUUAUCUCAAAAGUGAUGGAAACAUUUCAACCCUCUGCUGUUGUUCUACAGUGUGGGGCUGAUUCAUUGACUGGCGAUCGAUUGGGAUGUUUUAAUUUAACUGUCAGAGGUCAUGGUAAAUGCGUGGAGUUUGUGAAAAAAUAUAAUUUGCCUUUCUUGAUGGUUGGAGGUGGUGGUUACACCAUCAGAAAUGUGUCCAGAUGCUGGACAUACGAAACGUCAGUUGCUCUCGGCUGCGAGAUCGCUAAUGAGCUUCCGUAUAAUGAUUAUUUUGAAUAUUUUGGCCCAGACUUCAAAUUACAUAUUAGUCCAUCGAACAUGGCGAACCAAAACACUCCUGAAUAUCUAGACAAAAUAAAAACGAGACUGUUCGAAAAUUUAAGAAUGCUACCUCACGCGCCUGGCGUACAAGUCCAGGCAAUACCAGAGGAUGGUGCAGUUAUUGAGGACUCGGAAGCCGAAGAGAAGGUAAACCCAGACGACAGAUUGCCUCAACGCGACCUAGAUAAAAGAAUGCAACAUGAAAACGAAUAUAGCGAUAGUGAAGACGAAGGUGAAGGCGGUCGAAGAGAUAAUAGAUCAUAUAAGGGAUCUAGAAAGCGACCCCGUUUGGAAAAAGGUCAAGAGGCCAUGGAUACUGACAUAAAGAAAGAAGACGACAUAAAGGCCGAACCAAAAGAAAAUGAGAAGGACGAAAAAGUAAACCCCACGAAUGAGGAGACUAAGAAAGACGGCGGGGCGAAUCCCUGAUAGAUAGUUGCCCCGGAGCAUCUGAGAAAAUGGAGAAACUCUUAUUUAAAUUAAGUAACAAAUAAGUUUAAAUAACUUAAAUAAUGGCAGCACAUGCAUGAAUGUGUUAUCUGCUGCCUCUACCUCGCGCGCGCCCUAUAAUACGAAAUCAUUAUGUUUUUAUCAAAAAUCUUGAAAAUGUUUAGACGUCUAGAAAUAUUGGAUUCAUUCGUGAAACGUCAUUCUCAUUGAAAUUGACACGUAUGAGCGUGUACAUAGCUUAUAAUAUAUCCUGCAAUUUUAACCAUAGACCGUUAAGAGUUUCCGAAGUGUAUCUCUGAGUGUUCUGAAAUGUUUUUUUGGAAGGUGAUUUGGAACUACCGCACAAAGAUGAUUAAAAAUAUAUCAUCGAAACAGCGUUUCGAUCGAUUCGUCAGAAUUUUAUAAUCUGACCAAUGAUUCUUUUUAUACAUAACCGUUAUAGCGCGUUACUUCAACUUGUAAUUUAAUUUUUCUACGAGAGAUCAUGAAUAGGUCACGACUUUUCAAGAUUUUAUAAAUACUCCAAGAAGUUUACAGAAAUACACAAAUAUUCCACGAUUGGGUCAUAAAAUAUUGACGAUCGAUUUAGAAUAUCAACAAGAUUACAUUAUACAGCCUGAAUGUGUGCUGCAAUCAAACUUAUAUAUAAAAUACAUAAACAUACAUGCAUUUUGUUAGCGCGAUUGAUAUAAUUUCGUACGUCUUCUUAACCAUUCACAAUUAAUUGAAUUUCUCAAUAGAGACCACACUAUACAGUCUAUACUAAGGAAGGAAUAGAAUUAUCCCUUAACCAAUUGCUCUUAAAAAUCAUGCGUUGAUAAGUUUGUUUGCUUCCCAAACAACACAAAGUCUAAAAUUGUGACAUAAGACGUCUUUAAGUUAUCUUUUAGACGCAAAAAACAUCUUAUGGCGCGAUUUCAGACACUUUGGUGUCUGGGUUCUUAUUUUUGUACAUAAUAUGCAAAUUAAUCUUGAAGGAUGUUAAUCCUUGCAUGCAAUAACAAUAUUGUAAUCAUAAUGAUGUUCUUUAUAAAAUUGUAAAAUACGUCUUACAUUACUCGAAAAAUUAGCGAAUGUUCCUUUGGCUACCCCUCUAGUUUUAUUUGACGAAUUGUAAUGAAUAUUGUUAACUUGUUACACAUUUUAGGAAGCGCAAAAGAUAUAAGAAAUAUUUGUAACUUGAUAAAAUUAAAAGUUUACAUCUAUUUCAUUGUGUUGAAUUUUCCAGGAAGAAUUUGUUGCAAGUUAAUUCUCACAUCUUGAGACUAAAUAAACUAGAGAGGUAUCUGAGACCGUAUUCAUAGUUGUAGAUCAAUCUACGAUUGAUCUUCAUUUUAGGCGAGCUAGGUUUGAACCAAAGUUUAAUCCAAUCGGAUUUAUGAAACACGUUUGAAAAGCGUUUUUCGAAGACUGAUUUAAACCUAGCUCAAAUCGGAUCUCAGUUGAAUCACGAUCACGGCUAUGAAUACGACCCUAAGAAAGGAAUGUAGAUAUUCUUCUCAUAUUUUUGAGUAAUGUAUACACAAGCAAAAAACAAAAUGAGAUUGGAAAGAAAGUGCGGUGAAGCUAGGGCAGUUAAGGUAUUAUGUAAUCAAUUUCAAUUGUAAUUGUAGAAUCUUAAAUGUAUACUAGGCAAGAUUUAACUUAAUUUAUAUAUAAAUAUAUAAAAAAUAUAAAAAUUAUUCCAUGACAUCCGGAUUGAUCUCUAUAAGAAGACCGCGAUGUCAUUCCAAAGAUCGAGCUUAUGGUCGAUCUUGGUGCAACAAAAAAGUUAUUAUAAAUUCUGUCUUCGAACCACAUUCUUACAUAUUUCCAGAUUUUCGUGUAAAAGCAAUACAAUCGUAUGUACAUAAAAUUUAUCCUCUUUUUUUUCUUUGCGAUAUCAGAGUAUUCAAUCGGUUAAAUUAGCGACUGAUUUUACUUAUAAUAAUCUGUAAUAUGCGAUUGCUUGACAUCACAUUAUAUAUAAAGUCAAAUUCAAAAAGAUAAUGGCGUUAUGUCUCAUGUAAGUCAAUUCGAGAUAUAGAUCAAGUAUUAGAUAUUUAUGUCCACGUAUAAGAGUAUUAUAUGGACGUUUUUAAA
Messenger RNA from Mycetomoellerius zeteki, 3681 nucleotides. It is a transcript of the gene HDAC1, whose product is annotated as histone deacetylase 1. Bases 85 to 1578 code for a protein of 497 amino acids. The transcript has 9 exons. Gene Ontology annotation, biological process: heterochromatin formation. Lineage: Eukaryota; Metazoa; Arthropoda; Insecta; Hymenoptera; Formicidae. The record is from RefSeq and is a predicted model, not a curated record. Gene Ontology annotation, cellular component: NuRD complex. Gene Ontology annotation, molecular function: histone deacetylase activity.